Molecule: messenger RNA, 2828 nt
Organism: Podarcis raffonei (Aeolian wall lizard)
Lineage: Eukaryota; Metazoa; Chordata; Lepidosauria; Squamata; Lacertidae
Product: ly6/PLAUR domain-containing protein 3-like
Exons: 5
Coding region: 205-1362 (385 amino acids)
Cellular component (GO): plasma membrane
Source: RefSeq, a predicted model, not a curated record
AAUCCCUAGAGGUCUGCCCAACUGUUUUUCUGAUUCUUGAUUUCUUUCUGCCAUGGAGAGAACAUGAGAUGAAGAAAAAGGAGAUGAAGAUAGGAUGGGAGAAGAGGGCGAGGAGAGCAAGAGAGGCUAGUCUCCUUUUGCACCAUCGCAACUGGUUGGCUAUCACUCAGGGGCUCACAUGGGACUCCAUAUAAAUAUGAAAAUAUGGGUCCGCCCCUGUUGCACAACCUUCUUACUUUUUGCGUAAUCCUGUCCUCACCAGAACGGCUCCUGUCUCCUUGGGAAGUUUCUCCUGUCAAUCUCUACCCAGCACAUUUGUGCACGAUAAAGCCAAACAACCCAACUCUCUCAGAUCAUAGACUGCUUUUCCUUUCCUCCACGACUCAUCAGGAAAUUGGUUCUUUGGCUCAGAGGACCUCUCAACUUCUGACCAUGAAGGGUGUUGCAUUGAGAUGGAGAGCUGCAACAGUUGUACUGCAAGGACUGCUGGUGAUGACCUUUCUUCUUUCAGGAAUUUCUGCCUUGAGCUGUCAUAGCUCCAACACCGUGAAUCAUUUCACUCCGCACAAGGGCAACACCACAGUGUAUGUCUCCGCAGUGGGUGGCAUUAUCAACUGCUCCAGUGCUCAGAACGUUUGCACAGAUGCACAACUUACAUUAACUAUAGAUAAAGAAGUUUUGAUAGUGAGCCACAAAGGCUGCGCCAGCAAGGACCUUAAGAAUGAAACAGAAUCUAUAACCUCUGGUGACCGACACUUUGCCAUCCAGUUCAACGAGAGCUACUGUUUUGAUGACCUUUGCAAUGCGAAAACAGAAACGAGGGAAGCUCCCAGGACCCCUAUUGAGGACGGAGCAGCUGAAGCAAGCGGCUCCAACCAGUGUUACGCAGGAUUUGCUUGGGGCCCCGGUGAAACCGUCCAGCAGACUAUGACAUGCAGCAGGGGCUACAACCGGUGUUACAAUGGCACCAAGAGCAUUUCAGUAGGACCCCUUCUCGUAUCCAUGAUCUUCAGGACCUGCCAGCGUCCAGCCUGCGAUGUGUCUGAGAGCCAAUCCUUUGGCCCUAUAAAUAUCACCAGCGAGUCAGGGUCUUGUUGUUCAGGCAGCAAUUGCAACGAGGAGGAGGUUGGCAUUCUGAACAAGGGAAUCAACCCAACAGCUCCUGUCAAAAUAGAUUAUAAUGUGAGGAACAUUGCCAACCCAAACCUCUUUUAUGAUCAGGAUGAGGAUGAGGAUGAGAGUGAUAAACUCGUACGUACAGAAUGGCUUGGCCCCGUGCAGUCAGGUGUCCAAGGGUUCAGCCUUCAGCUUUGCCCUCUCCUGGCAGCCCUAGGAGCCACCAUCCUCGGGAUAUGGGGGUGAGGAAGGGGGUUUGGGAGUACCUGAACUGCCAGCAUUUGGGUUUGGAAGGGCUGUGUUGUGGAGCACAGAGGAAGGAAGAAGGGAGGGGAAUUAGUGCUCCAAGACAGUGAUCAAUCCCAACCAAUUGCAUGUAUGGCUCAUAUAUAUAUAUAAUUUUUUUAUUUUGGAUGGCCACCACCUUGGAGUCUGAUUCUCCCUCCCAAAACCAAGCAAUUUGUUUGCUUCCCAGGACCCCACAUAUUUGGGCUGUGAUAGCAACAUACUAAGGGCUAUACCCAAUUCAGUUCUACUCAGGCAAUAAACCUAUUGAACAACAAUGCUAUUAUAAGUACCUGGGCUUGGGUUUUAAUUCAAAACUGUCCUGGAAGCCACACCUACUCACAGCUAAAUUGAAAUCCUCUCACUCUUCAUUAUGGUUUUCCAGAGUUCGGGGGGGUUAUAGUUGCCCCCACAGUUGAGGUAUUUCAAAAGAAGAUUGUGCCACAAUUAUUGUAUGGUGCACAGAUUUGGGGAUAUAGUAAUGGCCGCCCAUUAGAAGUGGUGCAGAACUCUUUCCUGAAGUCACUGUUGAUUGUCCCCAAAGGUACACCGGCCCCCUUUUUAAGAGCUGAACCAGGGCUAAUCUCCUGACAAACCAGUGUACAUGUAGCAUAUAGUACUGGCUGAAGUUGGCUAGCAUGAGUAAUACUAGGCUCCCUAAAAAAUGCUUCUUAGAGCAAUUGCAAUCUAUGCCCCAAAGCUCUUGGGCAGUAAGUAAGAUUCUCCAUUAUUAUGGGAUUGAUGUGGAAUCCCUACCAAAUUUUGCCUCUAACGGAGUCAAACAACACAUCAAAGAAAAAAUUUAUUCUGACUCUAAAUAGAGGAACCUUCAUUCACUUUCCCAGAUAGCAUACACAUCGUGGUAUCCAAUAUAUAAAACAUAUUUUGGGCUGGAGGAGGACUUUAUUAAUCUCAUGCUGGAACCAUUUAGAAAAGCAUUUACAGCUCUGCGUCUUCAUUGUACGCCCUCUGCAUAUCUAAUGGGAAUACCCUGUGUACCAAAGGCUCUGCAUCUGUGAGUCGUGAGACAUGGAGGACAUUCAACACUAUUUGUUAUGAUGCCCUUUAUAAGCCCUUGUCCCCUAGACAAGAAUUCCUCGAUUGCAUCCUUUGCUUUCUUUCUAACUGAACUCCCCUUGAGCGAAUCUCUAUUUUGCUGGCUGGCAAUAACUUAUUUACUACUGCACUGGUUGCAAAAUUUGCCUUGGCUGCAAGUAAGUUGAGAGCUAGGCACCAAGACAGGUAUCAUAAGGGGAAUGUGAGAAGUGGCGUGCUUAACUUAUGCAGGUGUAAUUUUUGCAUUUUUGUAUGUAUGCUUUGCUAUUGUUGUUGUUGUUCAGUUUUAAAUCAGUUAUUUGUAUUCUACGCAUCGUGACCAAUUGUGAUGGCUUAUAGCUUUUUCCAAUAAAGAUUUCAUUCAUUCAUCA